AAAAGGGUAAAAGCGCCUGGAGCCCGAGUCCGAGGCAUGUGGCGUUCGCCAAGGGAGAGAAAGUGGUCACCAGCAGCGGGCGAUAAGAAAGAGAAAGGAAAAGGCAGCUUUGCGGACCAAGAGGAGACUAUAGACGGCGAGGGACGACGUAGAAAUGUGAAAUGUCAGGGAGCUUGGUGAGGGUUAUGAAGGAAGCAGCGUUAACAAAGUUUAAUGCGGAGCGGCUAUAAGGAUGAAGACGAAUGUGCUCGGGAUACAUAGACGGAUUGCACAAAAAGGUCACUUUUUCUAAUUAAAAAUUGAAAUAGAAAAUGGGCUUUGUUGGAAAACGAUUUACCAAAUUGAAUUAAAAGAAGAGACUAAUUUAAAGUUAAUAAACGUAUAGUUUAUAUUCUGUUUUCCACUUAAUUUUCCCACACCAAGAAGUUUCUUUAGAUGGAAGCGCGUUAGUGUCAAUCAUUGUGAGAUUAGUCACCACUGGGGAAACAUGCAUCUGGGCAAAGCGAUCUUCCUUUUACUACUCCUGAACUCCGUGACCAUGACCUUCUCGCUGUCCACUUGCGCCACCGUGGACAUAGACCACGUUAAGAAGAAGAGAGUGGAGGCAAUCAGGGGACAGAUUCUGAGCAAGCUGCGGCUGACCAGCCCGCCGCAGCCCCUCGAUCCGAGCCAGGUCUCCCUCCAAGUGCUGGCGCUAUAUAACAGCACGCGAGACCUGCUGGAGGAGCUAGGCAGGGACCGGCAGCAGAGCUGCGGCCAGGACAACACGGAGACUGAGUACUAUGCCAAGGAGAUAUACAGAUUCAACAUGAUUCACGGGCUGCAGGAUACUAAUGAUCUGCCCCGUUGCCAGAAGAGUGUCACCUCCAGGGUCUUUCGUUUCAAUGUUUCCUCCAUGGAAAGGAACUCCACCAACCUCUUCCGGGCCGAGUUCCGUGUACUCCGAGUUCCCAAUGUCCAUGCUCAGAGGAAUGAGCAAAGAAUCGAGCUGUACCAGAUCCUAAAGCCAGAUGAGCAUAUUGCUAAGCAGCGCUACAUCGGGGGCAAGAACGUGCUGACCAAGGGCACCCCAGAGUGGGUCUCCUUCGACGUGACUGCGACAUUGCGGCAGUGGCUGAAACAUCGAGAAACCAACCUGGGCCUGGAGAUCAGUGUCCACUGCCCCUGCAACACUUUAGACCCCAACGGCAACAUCAUCAAGAAUGUGAAGGAAGCACUUGAUGUCAAAUUCAAAGGGGUAGAGGUCGACUACGAUGAGCAUAGUGACCUGGGCCAGCCAAAGCGGUCCAAAGAGCAGAACUCACCCCACCUGAUCCUCAUGAUGCUGCCCCCCCACCGCCUGGACAGCCGGUCCUCAUUGCGCAGGGGCAAGCGCGCCCUGGACACCAGCUACUGUUUCUCGAAUUACGAGGAGAACUGUUGUGUACGAUCCCUCUACAUAGAUUUUCGCCAAGACCUGGACUGGAAGUGGAUACACGAGCCCAAGGGCUACUACGCCAACUUCUGCUCUGGUCCCUGCCCCUACCUCCGGAGUGCCGACAGCACUCACAGCACGCUGCUGAGCCUGUACAGCACCCUGAACCCCGAGGCUUCAGCCUCACCCUGCUGUGUGCCCCAUGAGCUGGAGCCCCUCACCAUCCUCUACUACCUGGGCCGGACGCCCAAGGUGGAGCAGCUCUCCAACAUGAUCGUCAGAUCCUGCAAGUGCAGCUGAGGGCACUGGUCCCACUGCAAGAUGAAUACCUCAACAUGCCGCCUCCCCACCCCAAGCUCUCACUCUUCCCAACACUAUCUAUUAGGCAUAGCACCCCACCUCUGACCUUAAGGACAACACAUCGCCAGCUGCUCCGCUCACACACGGACCUCCCUGCCCAGGUGCUCGGGUCCUCAGUGAGAAAUCAGCAUGAGGAUUUGUCCCCAACUCACAAAUCCUCAUUCUCAAAGUUUUCUUUUUUUACAGUUGCCGAGUAUUAUAACUGUACUUUAUUCCUUUGGACAAACUCUGGGCAUUUACUACAAAAAAAUCAGAAAAAUGGAGGGAAAAUGUUUGCACCACCCUGCUCAGCAGAGCUGCUGGAUUACGAGCAUUGCUGUGGUCGUAAGAAGAGAAGAUCUUUCGAGGAGCACCCCCAGGGCUGACUCUACACGAAGGGGCGAAGGUGACUGUUCUUCGACCAAAGUGUGGUACAGCCAUGGGAAAAUUGUUUUUCUGGGAGCGCUGACUUAAAGCCUGUGUGUGCAGAGGGGUUCAUCAUACUGGAAACCACCAGCACUGUGUAAUCCAAGAGCCAAACACUGUUCAUCUGCGAGGUUAUCCGGUGGACUCUAAUAGUCUUAGGAAAAAAUGCAACAUGCUGGAAAAAAGACAUUUGUUGAAACACAAUCAAAACUGUAUAUGUUGUCAUUGUUGAGUUUACCUCUGUUGUAACAGAUUUUUUAGGGAUUUUUAGUUAAUAAAUAAAAGCUGGCGUAUACUGUUGUACAAUUUAUGUCACCUUGUGAACGUUUCACUUUUCCAAAUUGUUUUUUGUCGCUAUUACCCCAGAAAACACUUUUUAUAUUAAAAACUGAUCUUUGACACAUU
Molecule: messenger RNA, 2584 nt
Organism: Paramormyrops kingsleyae
Lineage: Eukaryota; Metazoa; Chordata; Actinopteri; Osteoglossiformes; Mormyridae
Product: transforming growth factor beta-3 proprotein-like
Biological process (GO): transforming growth factor beta receptor signaling pathway; regulation of cell population proliferation
Cellular component (GO): extracellular region
Molecular function (GO): cytokine activity; growth factor activity; transforming growth factor beta receptor binding
Source: RefSeq, a predicted model, not a curated record